This is a messenger RNA of Anolis sagrei ordinatus, 5674 nucleotides long. RefSeq names its product glucoside xylosyltransferase 1 (gene GXYLT1). Gene Ontology annotation, molecular function: UDP-xylosyltransferase activity. Gene Ontology annotation, biological process: protein O-linked glycosylation via N-acetylgalactosamine. The record is from RefSeq and is a predicted model, not a curated record. NCBI's taxonomy places the organism in Eukaryota, Metazoa, Chordata, Lepidosauria, Squamata, Anolidae.
CAAGGGUCGAAGGGCCUCGCUGUGCCCGCCCUCUUUCUCCCGCGGCUCCUUCUCCCCGCACUACCGCAGAGGCCUGCUUCUCCCUGGCCUUGGGCUCGCGUCGUUCCUUCUUGCCGCGCUGAGGCGCUUGGUGGAGGCGGCCCCACUCCCGGCGAGGCCCCGGCUGCGGCUCCGCGGUGCAGCCGGGGCCGAGGGAGGAUGCGUCGUCGGCUGGCGCGGCUGGUGCUGCUGUGCCUGGGCUGCGGGCUGUGCUCGCUGCUCUACGCCUUCAGCCAGCUGGCCCUGGAGCAGCAGCAGCAGGAGGAGAAGGAUGGCGCCCGGCGCCAGAGGGCCUUCCCCCUCCGCAGGCAGCCCAGCGGCGCCGCGGCCUGGAGGCGCCCACAGCAGAGGAGGCGGGAGGCGCCCGGAAGGUGUAAGAAUGUGUCUAUGUCUUACUGGAAUUCCUAUUGGAUGCUGCCCUCUGAUGUUUGUGGAAAGAACUGCUUUUGGGAAGCUGCUCUUAGAUAUGAUAUCUCGAAACCUCACCCAUCUGAGACAAUGCAUUUGGCAGUGGUUGCUUGUGGUGAGAGGUUGGAGGAGACUAUUACUAUGUUGAGAUCAGCCAUUAUCUUCAGCAUCAAACCUCUACAGUUCCAUAUUUUUGCAGAGGACCAAUUACAUCAUGACUUCAGAGAAACACUUGAUAAUUUGGCAUAUCAAGAAAAAUUUAAUUAUACUUUAUACCCCAUCUCAUUUCCAACUGAGAAUGCAGCAGAAUGGAAGAAACUGUUCAAGCCUUGUGCUUCUCAAAGGCUUUUUCUCCCACUAAUUCUGAGUGACGUGGACUCUCUACUGUAUGUUGACACAGACAUUUUGUUCUUGAGGCCUGUUGAUGAUAUUUGGUCCUUCCUGAAAAAACUGAAUUCUUCUCAAAUUGCUGCAAUGGCACCUGAACAUGAAGAACCUCGUAUUGGGUGGUAUAAUCGCUUUGCUAGACAUCCGUAUUAUGGCAAGACUGGAAUAAAUUCUGGAGUAAUGUUAAUGAAUAUGACUCGCAUAAGAAGAAAAUAUUUCAAGAAUGAUAUGACAACAGUUCGGUUACGGUGGGAACAAAUUCUCAUGCCACUGCUGAAAAAAUAUAAGUUGAAUAUAACUUGGGGUGAUCAAGAUCUUCUGAACAUUAUGUUUUUUCAUAAUCCAGAAAGCCUUUUUGUUUUUCCUUGUCAAUGGAACUAUCGACCUGACCACUGUAUUUAUGGAAGCAAUUGCCAGCAAGCUGAAAAGGAAGGCAUAUUCAUCCUUCAUGGAAACAGAGGUGUUUACCAUGAUGAUAAGCAACCAGCUUUUCGAGCUGUAUAUGAUGCAAUAAAACAUUAUACAUUUGGUGAUGAUUUGGUGAAUGCCUUGCUGCUGCCUCUCGAACUGGAACUUCAAAAGACCCAGCAUACUUACUGUGGAAGAAUAUACAAAGUGUUCAUAAAGCAGUUAACAAAAAGUAUACAGGACAUUGCUGAUAGAAGAUAUGAAAGAAGGUGAUCAUUUGAGAACCUCUGAACAUGGAUGUAUGCUGGAAAAUAUAUGACACCAGAAGGAUGUUCAUGAAAACAACUGCUUGAAGGAGUUGCUACUUAUAUGACCAGAACCUUCUCCCAGUGAGAAGAUGCUGUUCAUCUUGAAGAAUUCUUUGCAGGAUGAAAUGGUGUAGAUAAUAUUUAAAGUUCUGUUACUACACAUUUUCACUGCUGUGAAUAAGAGUAUUGCUGAGUUUUGUAUUCAGGUUUAUUAUACACAAUUCAGUUUUUUUUGUAAACCUCAAAUGAGUCUGAUAAAAAUGAAGGCCUGUAUACUUCAGAAAUGACUUUCAUACCUAACCUAAAAUUCUACUAAACUGUGAAUGUAGCAAUAAUGGAGUCAGCACUAACCUCACUUUAAAAGUGUGAUGGCAAGUUGUUUACAAAGCUCAGAAAUUAUUCUGUUUUUCAAAGGAAUGUGAUGUGACUGAUGACAAUCUAAAUGUGCCUUUUUUAUCUCCUCUUAAUAAAUAUUUGACAAUCAUGUUUAUAUAGCUAUAAACUGCACAGGAUACAUAGGACUUCCACUCUAAACAGAAAUAUACAGUGAAAAUAAAUCUCUUUUUUUAUCUGUAGUUAAUUGUAUAUUUCUAUAAACAGAAUAGCUGGGACCUAAAGAGCACUUAGACAAGCUGAAAAGCUCAGUAUAGACAUGCUAAUGUGCUUUCUCUUCUCUUUCCAUUCCUCAUUUUGAAAUAUUGCAAGCUUAAUACAGAGUUCAAGUUGAUGGGGGGGGGGCAUAGUCCCUGAACCAUGGGGGGUUGAUGAGAAUUACCAUAUAUACAUAUGUAUAAGUUGACCUCAUGUAUAAUUUGAGUGGAGGUUUUGGGGCCAAAACUAUGGAUUUUAUAUGACCUGUGGAUGAGUCAAGGGUUAUUCCAUAGAGAAGGAAAAGCACCAAUGUCACAUAGAAUCAUAGAAUAAUAGAGUUGGAAGAGACCACAUGGACCAUCUAGUCCAACUCCCUGCCAUGCAGGAAAAGCACAAAGCACCCAUGACAGAUUGCCAUCUAGCCUGUGCUUAAAUGUUUCCAAGGAAGGAGCUUCUACCACACACCGAGGCAGAGAGUUCACCUGUUAAACAGCUCGUACAGUCAGGAAGUUCUUCCUAAUGUUCAGGUGGAAUCUCUUCAUGUAAUUUGAAUCCAUAGCUCCUAGUCCUAGUUUUAAGGGCAACAGAAAACAAGUCUACUCCCUCUUCCUUAUGACAGCAUUUCACAUAUUUUUAUAAGAAUUAAUAUAGAGUGCUAAUUCACCUGUGGAGAUGUCAACUCAGGUUUUUUGGAUUGAUUUUUGACUAAUAUUUCCUAACUUGUACAUGGGUAUAUAGGGUAAUAGCUCAGAAACUUUUAAGCUCAAAGAGCUUGCAUAGGUUUUUUUGGGUCCUGGCCAGUAUUCUAUCUUGGUUGAACCAAAAUUUUACAGCUAGAUUUUUUUCUCAUUUUUUUUUUACUAAUGUAGAAUAUAAUCACUGAUACUUAAAAUGUUGUUUUAAAAUAUAUUUGAGUAAGAUUUUUCUAUGACUUCACUGGUCAUUCUGGAAGGAAAGUUGUGAAAUAUGCUAUAGAGUUUUUUUAAAUGAAGUAUUAUGCUAUUAUGUGGAUCUUAGUAUUUGAAUCCUAGUGCAUUUUUAUUUACCAAAAUCCAUUAAAUCAUAGGUGAAUGCUUUAGAGAUGAUUAUGUUACUUGUUUUAAGUCAAUAGUUGUUUGCUUACCAAAUAGUAUUUGCAUAUUUCGCAACAAAGCUUUAAAAUACUUGGACAGAAACUGGGUUACAAAUGUCUGAUUUUAGUGAGGCCAUGAUGGCCAUUCUAUUCUGUGGUAUUCUGGCUAUAAUUUUUACUUAAAAUUGUAAUUUUUUGCUUUAUUAGUAAUUACUGCAAAGUCUUGUUUUGCCUAAAAUACAGCAAUAAUUAUUGUGUUGUUGAAGGCUUUCAUGGCCGGAAUCACUGGGUUUUCCAGGCUGUUUGGCCACGUUCCAGAAGCAUUUUUUCCUGAUGUUUUGCCCACAUCUAUGGUAGGCAUCCUCAGAGGUUGUGAGGUUUGCAACAUUUACACUGGCCUCAAACAGAGAAGAGUUCUUUCUCCCACCUUGGAUAUUUCACAGAUAUAUAAACCCCACUUGCAAAGUUUCCAACCUACCUCAGAUCUCUGAGGAUGUCUGUCAUAGAUGUGGGUGAAACCUCAGGAGAAAAUGCUUCUAGAACAUGGCCAUACAGCCUGGAAAACUCACAGCAACCCAAUAAAUCACUGUAUGUAUACAUAUAGUGGGAAUAAAGUUUCCUGAGCAUAGAGGGCUUCACAGACUAAUCCAGCUUUCUUGGAGGCUCUAUUUUUCAUUUUAAGGUGACAUGCCAUCACAUCUGCAGCAGCUAUUUAGAGUUGCUGAAAACUUGAGACUCAAAUAGUCUUCAUUUGAUGCAUCCAGAACUUAGAAAGUUGUUCAUUCCUGGAACAGAUGGAGUAUCCCUUAUCCAAAAUACUUGGGACCAAAAGGGUUUUAGAUAUUGGAAGUUUUUAGAUUUUGGAAUACCUGUAUUUGCAUAUAUGUACAUAAUAUCUUGAAAAUGUGACCCAAGUAUGACAUGAAAUCAGUUGUAUGUUCCAUAUACACCUAUACACAUAGCCAGAAGGUAAUUUUAUUCAAUAUUUUAAUAAUGUUGUGCAAGAAAGUAAGUUUGUGUACACUGAACCAUCAAAAAGCAAAGGUGCCACUAUCAAAUCUCUCAUCUGGACAAACGUGGACUGAUUUGGAUUUUGGAAUUCCAAUAACAUAUACUUUACUUGCUUUUAGUACAAAAAUAACUCUUUUCUGUUAAGCAUGUUGAUGUUGGAAAAAUUACAUUAUUUGUUGCACAACCCAUUAGUUUUAUUUUCUGUUAAUUUGGGCGAAGAAAAAAGCCUUCAGGAUGUAUUAGUGAAUGACAUUAAACUUGAAACAUUCAUGUCCAAAUGUCUCUCAAAUGCUGUUUUCAAGUAACAUUUGAAAAUGACUAGAAAUAACAUUUUAACCCAUAAGUAACUUUGUUCCCCUUUUCAGUCAGUAACUCCACUAAUUAUGUUACUCCUUAAACUAGUAAGCAACUUUUUCAGAUGUAUCUUUGUUACAGCCUUGUGACCCAAAGAAAUAGUUCAGUAGAGAUCACUGCUUUAUUUGUAACUUGUUACAAUCAACCUCUGGGCUUAUGUGUACAUAGUGAAAUGCAAAAUUCUCACAAAUAUGCUGUUUGUAAAUUAAGAAGUAAAUUCUGGAAAAAUAAUGCUACAAUUCAAAUUUUACAAUACUUGAACUGAUCACAGUUCCAGUCAUUCCCUGCAAAUAUUCUACUUCUACCCACUUUGCUUUGAUCUGCUUUACUCUUUCUUUCUCAAUUUUCCUAUUAACAUUCAACUUUCUGAACCUAAUGGGUAUCUUCUUUUUCAUACGGCUGUUUGUGGGAAGAUCAUAUGUAAUAUUUCUGAAUCAUGCUUUGGCACUCAGAAUUUCCUUCUACAUGUUUAUAUAUCUCUUUUUUCUUAUUCCUUGAUUCUUUUCUUUUGCUUCCAGCUGACCAUUUUUCACUUCCUCAGUUAAUUGUUGAAUAGCUGAUAAGCAGUUGGUGGAGAUGAACUAUCCAACCCAGGCAUAGUUCUAAAUUUAGCUCACAAAAACUAAGGUGACUUAAUUUCAAUUUUUAUGCAUCCUUCACAAAUAUUGAAAAGGAGAACUCAAAGUACACUCCACUAUUUUCAAAAAAAAUCUUUGUCCAUUUUAAAAAAUGUUUUACUAUGUUAUUCCUAGUGGAUACACUUACAGUAAUACAGUUAGCAUAUUUCGAAUGAUGGUUCAUUGCUCAGUCGAAAAACAUUACUUUAUCGGCUUUUAAAGUCCCAAUAAUACUCCAAAUUCUGACAAAGUAUAUUGCUUUUAAAGUGUUCUGAUAUCUUGCAGCAAAGAAAAAAUGUCUUUGUUUUGAAAAAUUGAUAUAGAUAAUGGUCAGAUUCUUAUGAAAACAUACUGUAUUGUUAACUGAAAUAUAACUUGUACGUUUUGGUUCUGUUAGAAAAAUGAACAAAGUGGGAAGCCUGUUGACUUCCAUGUAAAGUAUUGUUGCAUAUAUGUUUACAUAAACUGUUUUCUAUUGA